Messenger RNA from Aplysia californica (California sea hare), 478 nucleotides. It is a transcript of the gene SAP, whose product is annotated as synapse-associated protein. Gene Ontology annotation, cellular component: postsynaptic density membrane; neuromuscular junction; neuron projection. Gene Ontology annotation, molecular function: kinase binding. NCBI's taxonomy places the organism in Eukaryota, Metazoa, Mollusca, Gastropoda, Aplysiida, Aplysiidae. Gene Ontology annotation, biological process: chemical synaptic transmission. The record is from RefSeq and is marked provisional.
GUGAUUAUAGAUGCUGUGCUGAUGAUUUGUUACUUGAACUAACUGAUUGGAGUUCUAUCUUUUUCUGAGCUUAUAGGCAGCCUUGAUUGUGGCUCCUCGUAUUUGUGCAUCAUAAAUUAGGUCAACAACCACUGGCGGAUUUCCUGCAUUUCUGGCAUUCUCAACAUGCCGGUGCGAAAAGAAGAUGCCCACCGAGCGCUGGAGCUCCUGGAGGAUUACCACACACGACUCACCAAACCCCAGGACCGGCCGCUCAAGACUGCCAUCGAGAGAGUCAUUCGGAUCUUUAAGAGUCGCCUCUUCCAGGCCCUGCUACGCCCCGCACGCACAGAGGAAGAGCUCCCUCCCCCGCCCCCCGAGUUGUCCAGCUCACGGUCUGUGUCGUCACCUGUACCUGAGGAGAAGUCUCCGACAGUCACCGUGCACAGUGUGAGCAGGGCGGGCCUGGACAAGAAACUACCCGCACCGGUGGUUGUCU